Molecule: messenger RNA, 267 nt
Organism: Acanthoscelides obtectus
Lineage: Eukaryota; Metazoa; Arthropoda; Insecta; Coleoptera; Chrysomelidae
Source: the annotation of a GenBank genome assembly
AUGGCAAUAGCUCAACUACAUAAUUUUUUAAAGAAAAGUUCCACAUCUGCUGCUCUGUAUACGCCACGUGAAACUUUCGAUACAGAAAAUGAAGGAACGCUUAUAGAAGGAACCUAUAAAACUAUAACCAAUGGAACAAUGUCCUCAUUGCUUCCAAUUAGAAAUGUUCCCAGAAAACCCACCGGAAGUGCAGCACUAAUUAGAGACGAAUUAGCAGCGUACUUUCAAAAUAAUCAUCGAGUUUUGUGGCAAGAUAUCUAUAUGUAG